Anastrepha obliqua is the source of this 2156-nucleotide messenger RNA. Its product is annotated as dual specificity protein kinase splB. The transcript has a single exon. The record is from RefSeq and is a predicted model, not a curated record. Bases 167 to 1441 code for a protein of 424 amino acids. NCBI's taxonomy places the organism in Eukaryota, Metazoa, Arthropoda, Insecta, Diptera, Tephritidae.
AUACAAUAUCUUGCAAAGAACUGCUGAACUAACUGAAAAUUCUCAAACUGUGUGGUUACACAAAAAGUGUUUUUAAAAAAGCCAAAUCAGCGGUUUAAAGAAAAUAAUCACUAAACUGCUAAAAAUAUUGUGAAAACAACCAAAACUACAAAUAUUUUUGGCAAACAUGAAAAUGGAUAACUUAACGCCGAAAAAACACAACACACAAUCAACAACUCCUCUCAAAUCUACACCCGUUACAUCAAUGUCUACCCCAAAAACCACUCCCCCAUCGCCACACCACGUCGAUAACAAACUCUCAGCGGAGUCUUCGACGACCGACAGCAAAACACCUAAAGUCAAAUCAACAUGCGAUCUUAAGACAACACGCAGAUUUUUGAGUUGCAUAGGCAAGCACUUGGGUUGUUCCUUCUUGCAACAAAAUCCGCGUCAUCUCCCACAAAAGCAACUUCAUUCGUAUGUGUACAACAGUCAAGAUGAUUUACCCAGCUCUUCGACAGAUUCAUUCUCACUGAGCUAUGAGCGUGGCUCCCGCAUAGGAUUUCACCUCACCGGUUCAAAUAUUGAUCUGAGUUACAGUGGCGCUGAUAAUCUGGUACAAGAGUCGAAAAACCAAAAACAGCGAAAUCAUCAUCAACAGCAAUCGCAGCAUGCCUCGCGUUACACCCUCUCCUCCUCAGCGUACAGUGGUUUAUCAUAUUCGCCUGCUUUCUGUCCAUUCGACGUUGAUUGUUUGGGGGAUGCCUACAACGGUGAUGGUGAUGAUGAAGCGGAUGUAUGUUCUUCGUUCAAAAUGUACCGCCAGCAUCAUUCGUCCGAUGUCAAUGUGGCGCAUAGUUUCAGCUCCGGCCAAAAUAGCGAUACGAAUAGCAGCGAUGAGGAUGAUGAGAAUUCAAAUCACAAUGAACGUUGUGAGCAACAACAAAAGCGCAAAUGUACGCGUGAACAUCACCAGCAACAUCACGGUCAGCAAAAGCAGUCCAGUUCACAUAGGCGUCUGCAUCUUAGCCGCAUGUCUAUUGCUUCGUCGGUGACACGUAUGUUGAGCCAUUUCAUCAGCAGCCCGUCGAUGAGGUCGUUGUCGUGCAGCAGCACACCGCUACGCUGUUUCAAGGAUGUCAAACCGAAGGAAACCGAUGACGUAGUAAAUUUGAAUGACAAAAAUAAGAAGCACAGUUUGCCAGAAAUGUUAUCCUCCUCGUCAAGUCGCAGCAGUGGAAAUAGCAGCAGCGGCGACGGUAAUGCCAGUGCUAGCAGCAAUUCCUCCAGCAGUAGCAAAAAUAACAAUAAUCGCAACGGCAGCAGCAGCAGCAAAAAGAAGGAGAAGAAGCAGCAGAGCAUACUGCGACCACCUGUGCAUUAUGUCUACAUGAAGGGCAUGUCCGGUUUGUACUCGCGUGUGCCGCGCUACACUGUCUGUUCACCCUAUGCAAUGCAUUAGAGGGAUAGGGCGGGCGGCGUGCGCAGCAUUGCAACGAAAGCAGUGAAUGUAAACGUGAAACAAAGGAACUUUGAAUCAACGUAGACGUAUCGCAAAAGAGGCUGAUUAUCUAAGUAAUGUAAUUAUAGACACUUCUAGCUUUGGAGAAAACGAAAUGUUUUUCACGUAUACAGUAAAAGACUUGUAAAAGAUAAUUGCAUUAGAUGCACACAUGUACAUAUAUAUAAGUAUGUACAUAUGGCUGUAGUUAUACAAGAAGUUAUGCCUAAGUACGUAGCUAUAAGCAGGAAAGGAUUCGGAUUUGUUUAAGCUAAAAUCAAAAGUAUUAGAAAAAGCUGUGCCUCGGGUUAAUGGUUAAUGAAAUGUUAUAGAAUAUAGUUUGGUUAAUUUGGCAUAAGAAAAAAUUAAGCAAAAAAAACGAAAAAUAUAUAAAAAAUAAUAAAUUGUAAAAAUUAAUAUAAAAAUAAAAAGAUAUUCAGUGUACGUAGCGAUGGUAGUCAAACUAUUUUAGAUUUAGCAAAUUAAAUGUAAAGCUUAACAAAUUUCUUCCACGUAUAUAAAACUGCUUAUUUCCAGAAAACAAAGUGGUAAAAAAGUAUUUAAAACUCUAUUAAAAAGGCACUAAAAGUUCAAAGUAUCUUCCAAAAUUACAAGGAAAAGUAUUAAACUAUUAAAUAGUUAAAAAACGAAGCUUAUUUAUUUGAUUAUUCUAAAA